CAGAUGAAAGAAGAAAUUAACCCUAACCCAUGGUUAAAUAUUAACCAUGGUUAAAUUUCACUCUGUCUUUCCUUCCUUCCUCCUUUUUAACACAAAUCUACUCUCCCUUAACCCCUUCUCUGUCUCUUCCUGUUUUGGUAAACCACUUUUGCUAUUAUACACAAAUACAUAUACUACUGCUCUCUAUAUAUUCAUAUCAAUAUCAUUUUCUCCACAUUUUUCUUGUCUCCCAUUGCUACAUUUUCUUCUUAUUUAUUCAAUUUAACAGAUUGUUUGAAUGAAGAGAUCGCCUAAUUCUUCCUCUUCUUCUUCUUCUUCUUCUUCUUCUUCUUCUUCUUCCUCUUCUUCUCCUUCUUCUUCUUCGUAUUCGAAUUCGUCUUCGCAUUCGUAUUCUUUCGAUCACAUGCCUCGUGAAUCGAGCGGGAGUAAACGCGUUCGAAAAAAUCGAAAAUCUGAGAAUGCAAACAGUCCAAUCUCAGCUACCAGAAGAAGCUCUGUUUACAGAGGAGUCACCAGGCACAGAUGGACAGGAAGGUUUGAAGCACAUCUCUGGGACAAAACCUCAUGGAAUUCCACCCAAAACAAGAAAGGAAAACAAGUUUAUUUAGGGGCUUAUGAUAGCGAGGAGGCUGCUGCUCGUACAUAUGAUCUUGCUGCCCUCAAGUACUGGGGUCCAGACACAAUCUUGAAUUUUCCGACUGAGGGAUACAGUAAAGAGCUGGAGGAGAUGAAGAAAAUAUCAAGAGAAGAAUACUUGGCAUCCCUGAGGAGACGGAGCAGUGGGUUUUCCAGGGGAGUGUCUAAGUAUCGCGGGGUGGCCAGACAUCACCAUAACGGACGGUGGGAAGCUCGAAUUGGACGAGUAUUCGGGAACAAGUAUUUGUAUCUGGGAACUUACAACACACAGGAAGAGGCAGCGGAAGCAUAUGACAUGGCGGCAAUAGAGUACAGAGGAGCAAAUGCAGUAACCAAUUUUGAUAUCGGCAAUUACAUUGACCGUUUGGAGAAGAAAGGAAUUAUCAUCUCACUUCCCCCAGAUAAUAAUCACCAGCAUAAACCUCAACAACACCAACAAGUAGAAGAAGAUGAAGAAGAAGGAGAAGAAGAAGAAGAUGAUGAUGAUGAUAAUGAUGUUAACGAUGAUGAUGAUGAUCAAGAAGAUCAACAAAACCAGCAGCAGAAGCAACAGCAGCGGCAACAACAACAACAACCACAACAGCAGCAGGAACAGCAAGUAGAAGAUCUUCACAUACUGGAAUACAUGGAGCAACUCCCUCAAUGCAUGGAUUACGGAUGGAACUCCAUAGAUCACAUAGCAGGUAAUUUCAACUCCUUUCUCCUUCCAGAUCACUUCCCCUGCACUUUCGAGAAUCCAGCCGCCGCUCCUCUCGACUACUUCCCGACAUUGCUAGGAGACUCUGUAGGUUUCCAAGACAGCAUUGACGAUUUGCUAUUCGAAAUAGCCGGACCAAACGAUAACGCCAAUAAACAAAACGAGGUUGAAGUUGGUGCUAAUGUUUCAGGAAACAUGGAAGGUGAUCGAGGUGGCGGAAGAGAACCUCCAUUACUUUUGUCUUCUUCUUCUUCAUCAUCUUCUUCGACCUUGAUUUCUUGUAACUACCGGGUUUGAAUAAUUGGCGGCUUGGCGUUUUUUCCGGGAGCUUUGUUUUUUGUUUUUCUUGCUUCUUGUUUUCCGGAUCGGUUGCUUCGUAACUCGAGAGAGGGUAUCUGUGUGUGUGUGUGUGUGUCUGGAUGCCAGAGGAUAAAUUCAUAAUUUCUUUUUCUUUUCUUUUUAUGUAUUUUCCUUCAUUUUCUUCAAAGAUCACAUCGAAGUUUCAAUAGAAAAAAAAAAGCUUACAAAUGAAUUCUAAAUGCUGUUCGUUCAAUUA
Carica papaya (papaya) is the source of this 1889-nucleotide messenger RNA. RefSeq names its product ethylene-responsive transcription factor WRI1. Lineage: Eukaryota; Viridiplantae; Streptophyta; Magnoliopsida; Brassicales; Caricaceae. The record is from RefSeq and is a predicted model, not a curated record. Gene Ontology annotation, biological process: regulation of DNA-templated transcription. Gene Ontology annotation, molecular function: DNA binding; DNA-binding transcription factor activity.